Molecule: messenger RNA, 396 nt
Organism: Meloidogyne enterolobii
Lineage: Eukaryota; Metazoa; Nematoda; Chromadorea; Rhabditida; Meloidogynidae
Source: the annotation of a GenBank genome assembly
AUGGGAUCUAAAUGCAGAAUUUGCAAGAAGAAACUCAUUGAUGAUUUUGAGAAAAAUAAAUAUUUAAUUUCGCGUUCCCCAUCCCCAUUUACUUCCCCACAAUCCUCUCCCCACUUUUUCCCACCCUCAACUCCAAAUAUUCCCAUCCCUAAAAUUCCUCCACCUCCUCCACCACCACAACUUAAAAUUCUUCUUAAUCUCAUUCCUCCUCCUCCUAUACCACCACAACUUCCACCUUUUCUUCAUUUCUUUCCUCCUCCUCCGUCUCCUCCAUCACCACAACUUCCAUCUCCUCUUCAUCUUCUUUCUCCUCCUCCACCAUCACCACAACUUCCACCUCUGACUCUUCUCAAUCUCCUCGUUUUUCCUCCACCACCACCGUCUUAUUUAAAUUAA